Molecule: messenger RNA, 697 nt
Organism: Marmota flaviventris (yellow-bellied marmot)
Lineage: Eukaryota; Metazoa; Chordata; Mammalia; Rodentia; Sciuridae
Source: RefSeq, a predicted model, not a curated record
AGCUGCAGCUGCGGCAGUGGCGUCCGAGGUUCCCGGAUCUUUGCGGGUUGAGGAAAGGGACCCGGACCCUCUACUUCCUCGGGUCUUAAGAAGCUGGCCUUGGUGCAACAAGGAACUUAAAACAAUGGAAGAGCGGAAAGUGAAGAGGAGGAGUCCAAAAUCUUUUAGUGCCCAUUCUACUCAGGUUGUUAAUGCCAAAAAAAAUGCCAUUCCAGUUAGUAAGAGCACAGGGUUUUCAAAUCCAGCAUCACAGUCAACUUCACAGCGACCAAAGUUAAAAAGAGCGAUGAAAGAAAAGACCAAACCUCAGAGUGGAGAAGGAAAAGGUGCUCAGUCAACUCCCAUUCAGCACUCUUUCCUCACUGAUGUCUCCGACGUUCAGGAAAUGGAGCGAGGGCUCCUGAGUCUUCUGAAUGAUUUCCACUCUGGAAAACUUCAAGCAUUUGUUUAGGCAUUUAUCAACAUGUGCUUAGGUCUUUGUCUUUUCUCACCAGUCCUGCCUGGGAUUCAGUAAGGCUUUCUUACUUGCUGACUCAUCUUUCAUCUUGCAGAAUGCUUUUUCUAUUGUUUAUUGUUUCUCCUCCAUCUAUUACUUUUUAGUCUUCUGGUGCUUCUGUUGCUUUUAGGUUACCUUCAUCCAUUUUCUGACUCACUGAUCUUUUCCCUUGUGGCUUCAAUUGCUUUAUAUUUUUAUUCU